Spirodela intermedia is the source of this 159-nucleotide messenger RNA. NCBI's taxonomy places the organism in Eukaryota, Viridiplantae, Streptophyta, Magnoliopsida, Alismatales, Araceae. The record is from the annotation of a GenBank genome assembly.
AUGAGGCAUCGGCAGUUAAUCGUAAGGAAUUGCGUCAACGGUCGAGCGCCACUUGUCAGAGUCAACUGCCUUAUCGAAUGUGGGCCAUCUCCCAUAUUGUGUAUUAGGUACGGGGCACAGAGCAUCAGCCAGUAUGACAAGGGAUCGAUUAGGCGUUAA